AUGGAUGCAAAUCAGCAAAAUGGAACAGAUGGCGAUGAGCCGAUUUUUUCAAAAAGUGAGCAGAAAUACGCGAUUUCCGUUUUGGCCGUGGCCGCCGUUCUUGCCCAUUUCCCAGUGCUCGUACUCGUGAAUCGUUUCCAGAUUCGGACAAUCUUCGGCGCGGCAGGCCUCCUCUCGGCCAUCGCCACUCUCGUCAUUCCAACAGCUAUUCGAAGUGGUUUCUACUAUUUCCUCGCUCUUCGCUUCGUCAAUGGUGUCGCGUUUGCCGUCAACUUGCCAGUGAUCGGUGCUUUCUGUUCGAAAUGGGCCUAUUAUAAACAAAAUGGUCUCUUCAUGGCCGUGCUCAUCGCCUAUCUCCAUCUCGCGGCCGCCGUCACAAAUCCGAUCUCCGGCGCGAUUUGUCACAUUUUUGGUUGGUCGGCCAUCUUUUACUUUCAUGGAGUCGUCGGCUUGCUGGUGUUCCUCAUUUACGGUUUUCUCUACCGUAACAGCCCCAGAAAGCAUCCGUUCGUGGGUGAUGUCGAGAAAAACAAGAUCGACCUCGAAAAGCCGACCACUGUUGACAAGAAGCUCCUCAAACAUGUUCCAUACCGUGCAAUCAUUUCCACUCCUGAAAUCUGGGCCAUCUGGGUGGCGUCGAUUGGAGUGUCCACGGUGCUCAAUAUGAUCUUCCUCUAUUCACCCAUUUAUUUGAGGAACGUGCUCGGCUACUCAGUGACCCAUACUGGUUUCACCGCCGCUAUCGCCCCAUUGGCGCAGGCGAUCAUGAAGAUUAUCAUCGGCCAAACGAGCGAUAAGAUCAAAUUUCUGUCCGAAGUGAACAAGAUCCGACUGUUCAACUCGAUCGCUUUCUUCGGCUGUUCCAUCUUGCUUUCCUUUUUGGCGUUCACUGAUCCGCGUACCCAUGUUGGAGACUUUAAACUCUCCUUUAUCCUGUUUGGGUGUGCUGGUGGGAUAAUUGGCGUAAACACGGGGGGUUUAUUUCGAGCGGCACCGAUUCUCAGUCGACAGUACAGUCAUUUCGUUACCGGAAACAUCUCACUUACGCUCACGACGACCAUGUUUCUCGUGCCAUUCGCUAUCACGCCGAUGACUGCAAAUAACACGGCUGAAGAAUGGAAAGUCGUCUUUUUGUGGCUAGCCGGGAUCAUGACAGUCUCAAACGUGAUCUUUUGCAUUUUCAUCCGAGGUGAACCCUGUGAAUGGACAAAGGAGAACUUUGUUGUCGGCAAAAGCUCAUUCGCUCAGCCGAAUCCGGAAGAAGAAGAAAACCAAUCAAGAAAAUUA
This is a messenger RNA of Mesorhabditis belari, 1287 nucleotides long. The record is from the annotation of a GenBank genome assembly. Lineage: Eukaryota; Metazoa; Nematoda; Chromadorea; Rhabditida; Rhabditidae.